Messenger RNA from Phycodurus eques (leafy seadragon), 2727 nucleotides. Its product is annotated as neprilysin-like. Lineage: Eukaryota; Metazoa; Chordata; Actinopteri; Syngnathiformes; Syngnathidae. Gene Ontology annotation, biological process: amyloid-beta clearance; protein processing. The transcript is spliced from 22 exons. Gene Ontology annotation, cellular component: plasma membrane. The record is from RefSeq and is a predicted model, not a curated record. Bases 66 to 2483 code for a protein of 805 amino acids. Gene Ontology annotation, molecular function: metalloendopeptidase activity.
CCAACCUGCACUUUUUCGCCGCCUCCUCCUGAGUGGAUAUGAUGGAUGUUUAACGAGCGGAUGGGAUGCCAGUUUAUAGCAUCGUCGCCAAAUUCCCCGACACGUCCGGUGAUUCCAUACAGCUGGCAGCAGAAGGAGAAGUUCUGACCAUGACUGACAACAACGCCCCCAAGUCUGCUAAAAAAAAACACUGGACCUCUCUGGAGGUCGGUCUCAUCGCUGUUGUCUCCUUGCUCGUCAUCAUCGUCGUGACCCUCAUCAUCCUCUUUGCCACUCUGCAGACAGACAAAAUCUGCACUACGGCUGACUGCACUUGGUCGGCGGCUCGCCUGAUUGAAAACAUGGACGCCAGCGUGGAUCCUUGUGACAACUUCUACCAAUACGCCUGCGGAGGGUGGCUCAAAAAGAACAUUAUCCCAGAGACCAGCCCGAGAUAUAGUACCUUUGCUGUCCUGCGAGACGAGCUGACGGUCGUCCUUAAAGGUGUUCUUGAAAAAAAAGUGGAGGGCGAAGCAAACGCUCUCAGCAAGGCUAAGACCCUCUACAAGUCCUGCACCAAUGAGAGUUUAACUGAGCAAAAAGGGGGUGCUCCUUUGCUCAUGACGCUGCCUGAUGUGUUUGAGUGGCCCAUGGCUGUGGACAACUGGGACACCGACUAUGGUAAAAGGUGGCGAGCGGAAGAUGUUAUAGCCAAGUUGACCGUGAAAUACCAAAAUCCACUCCUGGUCUCCAUGUACGUUGAUGUCGAUGAACGAGACUCCAAAUCACACAUCAUUCAUUUUGAGCAACAGCACAGCCUGGACCUCUGGUCCAAAAGUUACUAUGCUUGUAAUGGAUCCUACGAGGAGGCAUGCCGGCUCUACGAGCUGUUCGUGAUUGACCUGGUGAAGCUGAUCCGCACAGACCGAGGUCUUUCCUUCAAUGAGACGCUGGUCAGAGAGGAAGUGACUCGGAUUAUGGAGCUUGAGAAGGGCAUUGCCGAGGCUAACGAUCCCCCAAGUGUCUCUAGCGAUCGAGAGUUGCGUUACAACAAGAUGGAACUUGCCGAUCUCAACGCUAAUUUCACCCUUGAAGUUGAUACGAGGGUAAACUGUUUAUCCAGACUGGUAAUGCAUUGUCUGUUACGCCUUUCCAUCCUCCCGCUAAUGUAUUCCUCUCUCCCUGUUCGGACUGGCGGAUUUGUCCUGAAGCUGUUCAACUGGAGUUAUUUCACCGCCCAGAUAAUGAAUACAGUCAACAUCACUGUCAUGGAAACAGAGGAGGUCAUAAACCUAAACCCCAACUAUUUCAGAAGGCUCAACCAACUGUUGGCCAGAUAUACAAAGAGGGAUGUGCAGAACUACUUGAUGUGGCGUUUUGCUUCGCAGAUGGUGGUGCACCUGAGCAAGGCAUACAGGGACACAGCCAAAGCCUUCAAAAAGGCGAUGAAUGGCGCGACGGCGGAGGAACCAGUGUGGCGUCAGUGUGCGGGGUUUGUCAAUGGUGCCAUGUAUAAUGCCGUAGGGCGACUGUAUGUGCAGGAGGCGUUCUCCGACAACAGCAAAAAGAUGAUGGAAGAGAUGAUUACAGAGAUCCGAGAUGUCUUUAUCAGUAACCUCAAGGAACUGACAUGGAUGGAUGCAGUCACCAAAAAAGCAGCAGAGGAAAAGGUUAGAGCUAUACGGGAACAAAUCGGCUACGCUGACAACAUCAUGGAUGACAAAUACCUCAACGACGAGUACAAAGAUCUGAACUACACCGCAGAGGAAUUCUUUGAAAAUAUUGUGCACACUGCGGCCUUCAACAACAAGAAAAUCCUGCAGAAACUCAGAGUGGACGUCAACAAAGAUGAGUGGGUGUCAGGAGCAGCAAUCAUUAACGCCUUCUACUCAUGGAGAAAAAACAUCAUAAUAUUCCCCGCUGGUAUCCUACAGCCGCCGUUCUUCAGUAAAGGCCAGGCCAAAUCUCUCAACUACGGAGGAAUCGGCAUGGUCAUCGGCCACGAGGUCAUGCACGGCUUUGACAACAUCGGUCGUAAAUAUGAUAAAAAUGGCGACCUGAAGGACUGGUGGACGGAGGACUCGGCUCAAAGGUUCUUGGAGCUGUCUGCGUGCAUUGUCGAUCAGUAUGCCAACUUCUCUUGGGACCUGGCCAACGGACUUAAUCUAAAAGGUAACAACACCCUUGGGGAGAACAUUGCUGAUAACGGAGGAGUUCGGCAGGCCUAUCAGGCCUAUAAGAACUAUGUGAAGAAACAUGGUGAGGAGGCACUGCUGCCAGGACUCAACCUUAACCACGAUCAACUCUUCUUCCUCAACUUUGCUCAGGUGUGGUGUGGAACACGACGACCAGAAGAUGCUUUGAAUUCCAUCCAAGUCGAUCAACACAGUCCAGGAAAAUUCAGGGUGCUGGGCUCCCUUCAGAACUUCCCAGAGUUUGCCAAAGUGUAUGGCUGCAAUAGAAGCAGCUACAUGGUCUCGGACAAUGUGUGCCGCGUGUGGUGAUCCGCAAAGCUCUGUGGGCCUGUGUGGACAUCCUCAUCGGUCCUAGGACCUCAUAUAGGAAGUGGGAGCCCACCCAUCCUGACGGAGUAGGCCUGCCAUGAGUUCCUCGGCGAUGAACAGCGCUGGCUAUAAAGCUCCACAAAUAGACGGAUGUGAGCAUCACUCCUGCCCUUACUACUACUUACAACCAACAAUCAGUCUUUGUCUUAUUGUUUUUUUUUUCUUUUGUUUGUUUUCUGUACUG